AUGUUCCUAUCAAACGUCGGGCACGAAUUACUCCCCAUCGACGAAGGCGAGCACGCAGGAUAUGGCCUCUUCGUAAUCGUCUAUCUUCUCAACUUCUACAAAAGCCCUCAUCCGAUAGUUAGCCGUUUUACGCCUGAGACUCAUCAGGACUGGUGGGACAUUUCGGUCGUUGCGAGAGCACGAAGUGUCGCUAAAUCGAAACGCCUCCCUCCACGUCUCCUCGCGAAUCACAAACGGUCUCCCAAAAUGCUGCGAGAGUUCACUGUGCCUUCGGAGGAUGACAAAUUCCUCAAAUUGAAACCUCGGACAGACGGUACGAUCGGUCACUCCAUCCUUUCGAAGCGUUGUCCAAAUUCUAUUGGCAGGCCGAUGGAUUUUCUGUAUGAUUGGGAGGUUGUGGGUUGUCUGGUCGACGUCGUACGAAGGCUUCCGCCGCUUGGGUAUCCUUUCACAGACAUUUUCCCUGUCAACCAGUAG
Marasmius oreades (fairy-ring Marasmius) is the source of this 477-nucleotide messenger RNA. RefSeq lists its product as uncharacterized. Bases 1 to 477 code for a protein of 158 amino acids. The record is from RefSeq and is a predicted model, not a curated record. The transcript has 3 exons. Lineage: Eukaryota; Fungi; Basidiomycota; Agaricomycetes; Agaricales; Marasmiaceae.